UUCUUGUCCUGGAAAAACGCAAGUCGGACGAAGAACGAUCGCUGAGAGAGGAAAGUGAGAAGAGUGAACGGGAAUUAGGCCAGCUGCUCGAGCAAGUGACCACAUGGAACGCCAGAGCCCACUCCAUUCUCGCCUGGGACAAAAGGUCUGGAUACCGUGCAUCGCAUCGUCAGGCUGAAGCCAGCUUGAACAAGGCGAAGGAACUGAUCGACGAGGUUCGGUCCGCAUCAGCAGCUGGCACCCCUCGACGGAGAAAAACAAAAGUUACCAGGUCUUCAAGUGGUCUGGUGAAGGAUGCUGAUGGGGCUGUGGAAGAAAUGAAUUCCACCAUUGAUGACUUGAAAAAGCAGUCAGCAGAUUCACAGUCAUCCGCACUCAUUGAGGACUUGGACUUCCGGGAUCUGUUGAAAUCGGCAGCGAAACUCAGCGAGGACUGGAAGGAGUACAAGGCACGGGCUGGCAAGGACGAACAACAACAGACCGAGUUUUGGGAGCUCUGUGAACGCACCGGAGCCAUGAUGGACGAGCUG
Messenger RNA from Dibothriocephalus latus, 530 nucleotides. The record is from the annotation of a GenBank genome assembly. Lineage: Eukaryota; Metazoa; Platyhelminthes; Cestoda; Diphyllobothriidea; Diphyllobothriidae.